AUGGGAGCAAACGUUGUCGACUAUUUACAGGCAACACGAGACAAUCCUUGUUGGGGAGAAAACGGUGCUGGCGUCAACUGUGUCGAUGCUCAAGGACAAUGGAUCCUCUAUGGAAUCAUCAACCGUGGAAGUUUCCUUUGUGCAGGCAAGUAUGCCACGAGCACAAUGAUACAGUCUCAUCUGGACUGGAUCAAGAAAACCAUUGAGGCCAAGGAGUUGGCCUGA
Molecule: messenger RNA, 225 nt
Organism: Dibothriocephalus latus
Lineage: Eukaryota; Metazoa; Platyhelminthes; Cestoda; Diphyllobothriidea; Diphyllobothriidae
Source: the annotation of a GenBank genome assembly